Molecule: messenger RNA, 306 nt
Organism: Tetrahymena thermophila SB210
Lineage: Eukaryota; Ciliophora; Oligohymenophorea; Hymenostomatida; Tetrahymenidae
Product: transmembrane protein, putative
Exons: 1
Source: RefSeq, a predicted model, not a curated record
AUGAAUUAUAGAAUCAAAGGUGAAAAUAAAAAAUUAGUUAAGUUAAAAAAGAAAAAAAAACACUAACACAAUAAAAUGAAAAAGAAAAAGAAAUUAAAUAAAUUUAAAGUGUUUUAUUGUUUUAAAUUCAUUUUUUUAAUUAUUUAUCACAAUCCAAAACAAAUAAACUGUUUUUAUCAAGUAAAAGUGUUUGAAGCAAAAAUGGAUGAAAAAUAUCAAUUCACAAAAAAAGAAUAAUAGAUAAAAUUAAAUUAAAAGUUAAAAUAACUAAAAAAUUAUUUUUUGAAUAAGAGUAAAUUUAUAUGA